AUGUCUGUACCCUAUGGCAACUUCCUCGACUCUGUAGACAAGUUCGACAACCAGCUCUUCAGCAUGAGCCCAAAAGAGAGUAUCCAGCUCGAUCCCCAGCAUCGACUGGCCCUCAUGUGCUGCUACGAGGCCAUGGAGGAUGCUGGCUUCGUCCCGGAACAAAUGUCAAGCUACCUGACCACUCGUGUUGGGUGUUUCAUCGGAGCCUCUAGUGAUGACUACCGAGAGAAUGCUUCGAGCGGGAUCGGCGCCUACUUCAUCACAGGCAACAUUCGAGCAUUUAUUCCUGGUCACGUCUCCUUCUCCUGGAACCUCGAGGGCCCCUCCAACAGCAUCGACACUGCGUGCUCCUCCAGCCUUGUCGCAAUUGAAUCGGCAUGUGACGCGCUCCUCAACAAGCAGUGCGACGCCGCUCUCGCCGGAGGAGUAACCAUCUUGACCCAGCCUCAGAUGUUCAUGGGCUACGAGCGAGCCGGAAUGCUCUCGCCUUCUGGACAGAGUCGUACUUUUGACGAUAGUGUCAAUGGCAUCUGCCGAGGUGACGGCGUCGGUGUCGUCAUGCUAAAGCGCCUUUCCACCGCCGUUGCCGAGGGUGACAACAUUCUGGGCGUCAUUCGCGGAUGCCAAUCGAACUUCUCAUCUCUUGAUGAUAAAACCCGCCUUGCAGCCCCCUCCCAACAGAUGCUUGAGAAUCUCUUUCGCCAGAGCUGCAAAUUGGCAAAAGUGAAUCCUCUCGAUGUCACCUACAUCGAUGCGCACGGAGCAGGC
This is a messenger RNA of Acaromyces ingoldii, 768 nucleotides long. RefSeq names its product ketoacyl-synt-domain-containing protein. The record is from RefSeq and is a predicted model, not a curated record. The annotation marks the transcript as partial. Gene Ontology annotation, biological process: secondary metabolite biosynthetic process; fatty acid biosynthetic process. The transcript has 2 exons. Gene Ontology annotation, molecular function: 3-oxoacyl-[acyl-carrier-protein] synthase activity; fatty acid synthase activity. NCBI's taxonomy places the organism in Eukaryota, Fungi, Basidiomycota, Exobasidiomycetes, Exobasidiales, Cryptobasidiaceae.